Lathyrus sativus (Indian pea) is the source of this 432-nucleotide messenger RNA. The record is from the annotation of a GenBank genome assembly. NCBI's taxonomy places the organism in Eukaryota, Viridiplantae, Streptophyta, Magnoliopsida, Fabales, Fabaceae.
AUGUGUGAUGAUACAAAAGAAUGUUACCUUACUCCUUAUUUUAACAAUCAUCAUUGGCAGUUGUUCAUCAUUAAUCCUAAGAAGUUUGAAGUAGCCUUUCUAUGUUCUUUGGGAAAGAAGCCAGAUAAAAAAAUUUAUGACGUUAUUGAAUUAGCUUUGGGAGCUUAUAAUAAGUUACAACGUGUGAGAAAGCAGAAGAAGGUAGAAUGGUUUUAUCCCACUAGUCAAAAGCAACAAGUUAGUUAUGAUUGCGGCUAUUACAUCAUGGCUCACAUGUUGAACAUUAUAUCUGCUACUGUUGUUGGUUCAUGGACACAUAUAUUUCAGGAUUCAAAUCCAUUACAAAAAGAAGAAGUUAAAAAUGUUCAAGAACUUUGUGCAAACAUGAUAUUGGAACAUAUUGAAGAAAGUACAGACAAUGAUAUAAAUUAG